AUGGAGAACCAAACUUCUGCGACUGAAUUCCUUCUCCUGGGUCUCUCCAGCAGCUCAAAAGUGCAGCUUCUAUUGUUUGGGCUGUUUACAGUCAUCUACACUCUCGCUCUGGUGGGAAAUACGAUCAUACUGGUACUGACUUGGCUGGAUUCCCAGCUCCGCACACCUAUGUACUUCUUCUUGAGACAUCUCUCACUUGUAGACAUCUGCUACAUUUCCAGCACUGUCCCCCAAAUGCUGGCCAACCUCUUGAAUCCCAAGAGAAUUAUUUCUUUUGCUGGGUGUGGUGUUCAAACAUACCUCUUUCUGGCCUUAGGCAUCACUGAAUGUGUUUUAUUAGCAGUCAUGGCAUAUGAUCGGUACAUAGCAAUAUGUCAUCCACUGUCCUACACUCUGAUUAUGGACCAUAUAUUUUGCAUAGGGCUGGCAGCAACAGCUUGGAUGUGUGGUUUUCUUCUUGCUACAAUUCAUACUGUUCAGACUUUGCAGAUGCCAUUCUGUGGCCCGAAUGCGAUUAACCACUUCUACUGUGAUAUCCUGGCGCUACUUAAACUUGUUUGUGCUGACACACACAUGAAUGAAAUCACUGUGUUUGUUAUUGGCAUUCUUAUUCUUCUUUGCCCUUUUUGCUUGAUCUUGAUCUCCUACAUCCAAAUCCUUGUGGCCAUCUCAAGGAUUCACUCUGCUGUGGGACGGCUCAAAGCAUUUGCAACCUGUGCCUCACACCUUACAACGGUCUUACUAUUCUAUGGCAGUGCCAUGUUCAUGUACAUGAGGCCUGGGUCUAGCCAUUCACCAGAUCAGGACAAAAUGAUUUCUCUCUUCUACAGUGUCAUCACUCCUUUGUUCAAUCCCAUCAUAUACAGUCUGAGGAAUAAGGAGGUGAAAGGAGCUAUAGUGAAAGUGAUGCAAAGGACCACAGUGUUCUUAGGGAGGUAG
Struthio camelus australis is the source of this 939-nucleotide messenger RNA. Its product is annotated as olfactory receptor 2A12-like. The record is from RefSeq and is a predicted model, not a curated record. Gene Ontology annotation, molecular function: olfactory receptor activity; G protein-coupled receptor activity. Gene Ontology annotation, biological process: detection of chemical stimulus involved in sensory perception of smell; G protein-coupled receptor signaling pathway. Gene Ontology annotation, cellular component: plasma membrane. NCBI's taxonomy places the organism in Eukaryota, Metazoa, Chordata, Aves, Struthioniformes, Struthionidae.